Molecule: messenger RNA, 1791 nt
Organism: Helobdella robusta
Lineage: Eukaryota; Metazoa; Annelida; Clitellata; Rhynchobdellida; Glossiphoniidae
Exons: 1
Coding region: 1-1791 (596 amino acids)
Molecular function (GO): protein binding
Source: RefSeq, a predicted model, not a curated record
AUGAGUAUUGAAUUUUUGUGUUUUUUGAAUGAUGAAGGAGGCAAAUUAUACCUUGAGGCAUUGAAUCUCAUGGAGGUAGAAUCUAAAUUUGAUCCAGUAACAUCGCCUCAUCAAUCACACUACAAAGCUAGAAAAAUUCUUGAAAUGUUAGUUGACAAGAUUGAAAAUAUUCAAAAAAUUCAAAAUAACGAUGAUGUCGCACGGGCUUUAGCAGUUUUGCAUCUAAAACUUGCAAUAAAUAGAAUUGAAACAGAUGAGUUAUCUGCUGGAGAAAAUGAAUUGAAACGAUGCAGGUCGCUAAUUGACAAUUGUGAUAACAAUUAUGAAAAAAAUAGUGGCAUUAAUCAAGAAGUUUUGAAUCAUUUAGGACUGUUAUAUUCUCGAAGAACUGAACUGGAUAAAGCAUUGGAAUAUUUAUUAGAGUCUAAGUCAAUUUAUGAAAAAUUUGUGAAAGAUUUUGGAGGUUGUCCAUGGACUGUUGAUAACUUUUUUCAAACACACUCAUUUAAUGCUGAACAGAACAGUCCAGAAAUUAUUUCAAAGAGAAUAGAUAUUUUUGAAGAUAAUUACACUCACACAUUAUAUUAUUUAGCACAAAUUUUUGGAAAAUUAGAGAGAAACAUAGAUUCUGCUCUGUAUUGCAAAGAAACUUUAAAAAGACAAUUAGAUAGGAAUAAGUAUGAGCCUCUAGAGUGGGCAAUGAAUGCUGCUACCCUUUCUCAAUAUUAUAUCACAAUCUAUGAUUUCACAACUGCCAGAUAUUGUCUUGCUAGUGCUGAAACUAUUCUCAAAGAGUUUGGUGAAAAACCAGCUAGUUUAAAAGUUCCUGUCACAAAUGCAGAUGGACAAGAUGCCAUAAAUGUUCUUGAAAGGUUGCCAAAAGCUUGGGCUGAUUUAUUUAGAUGCUGGUCAAAAUAUAGUUUAGUUCUGUUGGAACAUUCAAGAGAUAGUUUAAUGGAAAAGUCAAAGGAUGAUGAAAUUUCUAAUAUUCAAAAUUCUUCAGCUGAAUGUAAUAGCAAAAAAGAAUUUUUCAAUCUUGAAACUACAUCAGCAGUAAAUCAGAUAACUGACAGAAGAGUUCUUGUUUUUGAUGAAGCCAAACAAGUGUUUCUUCAAACUCAAUCAUGGCUGAAUAGCGCUAAAGAGUUUUACUGCUUAGACGAUCACUGCUCAGAUUAUGUUGAUAUAGUUAAAGACAACAGCACUUUAUUCAAGUUGCUUCUUUUUUUUGAACCGGAUUUAACUCGCCAAUGUAAAAUGCACAAACGAAGAGCCGACAUGUUAACUGAAAUAUUACAUCUGCUCAAUCCACAAUUUUAUUUAGAUGUAUGCCGUCAGCUGGCUUUUGAAAUAGGGGAGGUAUUUACUGCUAUACUUGAUAAUAAAUUGGCGUUACUGGAAUUAACUGGAAGUGCAAGAAUGUGCGAUGGACAUGCAAACAAUAAAAUAAAUAUUUUGGCCAAGAAAAGCAUAGAAUAUUUUCAGUUGUAUCUGUCUUAUUUGAAAAAAAAUGACAAAACAUUUCCUGAAACAUUUCAAGAUGAUGACGAAAGACCUGCGCUAAUCGCUCAUUUUCAUUGUGGAAGGCUGUUUUCAAAAAUUUUAACUGCCAGUCCCAAAGAAAAUUUGCAAAACACUAAAAAUUCGUUAGACUGCUAUAAUUUUUUAGUUGAAUAUUGUCGGAAGAACCCAUCAGCGGCAAAAAAAGUUAAAGAAGAAAGAGAUGCUUGUGAAGAAAUGGUUAAAUUGUUGCCAGGCAAAAUGGAUAAAAUAAAAUCUUGCAUAAGUUGA